Messenger RNA from Vicia faba (fava bean), 1140 nucleotides. NCBI's taxonomy places the organism in Eukaryota, Viridiplantae, Streptophyta, Magnoliopsida, Fabales, Fabaceae. The record is from the annotation of a GenBank genome assembly.
AUGACAUUGGAUUCUAUGGGGGAAGGGACUUGGUUUGUGUUUGGCUUUCAUUGUUCUCACGAUACCAAUGUCAGUUUAGUUCAAAGCUACAAACUUAAGCUUCACUCACCACCGCAUCUGAAAGACAUUCCGCCGGGUCUCCAAACACAGGGUCACAUCCAUUACUAUAUCAAUGACGAUAAUAACAAAGACGCUAUCGCUGCCGGUUACGCCUCUGCUGACGAUGCUAUUCCAAUUAACUCCGGCAUGAACUGCAAACGUGAGCAUAAACAAGAAAGUAGGGAAAGGGGGUUGGAGAGGAAUAUAAAGCCUAAUGAUAUGGCUUAUGUUGCAGUUGCUACUGCAACUUCUUUAGUAGCCUCUCACUGCCUUGAAAUUGUAGAAUAUAUGGGAGCUGAACAUGAACAAAUUGCAACUGCAGUCGACUUGGCUAUUAAUGCGAAAACGAAUGGAGAUAUUAUGACUCUUACAGCUGGAUCAGCAACAUGUAUUAUAUUUUUAAGUCAAUCUAUGAAUCUUGAAGCUCCUCUAAGACCCUUAGUUUUAGGUGGUGAUCACUCAAUAUCAUUUCCAGUUAUUAGAGCUGUCUCGGAGAAGCUUGGAGGACCAGUUGAUGUUCUUCAUAUUGAUGCGCAUCCUGGCAACUAUGAUGCAUUUGAAGGGAACAUUUAUUCGCAUGCUUCUUCCUUUGCUCGUGUCAUGGAGGGUGACUAUGUUCGGCGACUCUUGCAGGUUGGUAUUCGAUCAAUAACAGCUGAAGGACGUGCACAAGCAAAAGUAAAAUAUCAUAAAGAAACCUCAAUUGACUCCACUAUUUCAUAUCUUGGAUUCAAAAUCAAAGAUAAGGAAAUUCAAGGAAGAAAAAAAGGCCCUAGGCCAAAACUAGGGGAAGGUGUGAAAGGGGUGUAUAUCUCGAUAGACGUGGAUUGUCUUGAUCCUGCAUUUGCUCCGGGAGUGUCUCAUAUUGAACCGGGAGGUCUUUCUUUCCGCGAUGUUCUUAACAUCCUACACAAUCUUCAAGGUGAUGUUGUUGCUGGAGACGUCGUUGAACUCAACCCACAACGCGAUACUGUUGAUGGAAUGACUGCUAUGGUAGCUGCUAAGUUGGUCAGAGAAAUGGCUGCAAAGAUUGCAAAAUGA